Messenger RNA from Agrilus planipennis (emerald ash borer), 2057 nucleotides. RefSeq lists its product as uncharacterized. The transcript has 4 exons. Lineage: Eukaryota; Metazoa; Arthropoda; Insecta; Coleoptera; Buprestidae. The coding region runs from base 194 to 985 and encodes 263 amino acids. The record is from RefSeq and is a predicted model, not a curated record.
AUAUUUAUUUANCGUAAGUCUAACCCCCUCAAAGAAGCAGGGGGAAUCCCUGAUGUAUAUUUAUUAUUAUUUUAUUAUUACCAGGGAUAAUUAACGUCAAAAAGACUAGUUUUUUGUUUUCAAAAAUUGACAGUUAUGAUGUUUGAUUUAUAAAUAUAAUCAGUCAAUGGUUUAAUAUGUUAUUGAUACGAUAAUGGUAGAUUUUACAAUGGCUUUAGUGUUAGAAACAAACAAUACUGAAAGCUUGAAAUAUUGCAAAUUUCCUGCUUACAUGCUAACUACCCGUCUGUAUUAUUGUUAUCAAGACGAAAAUUGCUGUGAUAAUGGUUGUUGCCCGUCGAGUUCUUUCGGUAGAUUCCCGUUAUGGGAAUACUGCGUUUUCCUUAUAGUUCUGUUAAUUAUAUUAAUUGGUGGUAGUUGGCUGUGUCAGCAUCCUAAAUGUACUGCAAGUCAAUCACCCAAUUCUCGUACCAUAUCAUUACCAUCGUACGAAGCGCCCUACCCAAGGCGAUCCGCCCAUUUCCGGACAUGUCCCUCGUCCUCGAUCAACCGUCACAGACAACAAGUAAACAGAAACCCAAAUUUGUGUCGCAAUAUCGAACAUGAAACUCUCGACACCAGCGUAAUAUUAGACAGACUUUUGGUUUCACUUAGAAAUCGUCCUGCUUUGGGGUCUGACCCUCCGAGUUACCAUUCCGUGGUAAAAUACAGUAACAGUUCGAAAAUGGCCCUUUACGGUCCCCCGCCCAGUUACAGCGUUAUCAUAAGAAAAAAUAACGAAAAUAACGCGACUGGAGAGGGCCCCUCGACUGAUUGCACCCCCUCUAACUCUAAUAAUUUGCAAACUCAUCAAGAAAAUGGCCCCCAAAGUGCGGGUACUAGCAUCAAUGGCGCCGUUAACGAAAAUAUUGUAAACGUGGAGAUACACCGAUGUGACAAUGAGGAGGGAAAAACGGACGAAACUCCGAAAGACUCCAGCACAUAAAAUCUAUGAUAUGACUGAAAAUUUGCACUUGUCGUAUACAGGGUGUUCCACCCAAGGCGGUUUCCUCUAUAACUCGAUUAUUAUACUUUUAAUAAAAAAAAUGUUUUUAUAAAAGUGGACUCGAAUUACAUGGUGCAUACACGGAAAAUAUUUUUAGUUAUACUGGGUGUUCCGUUUCUUUUGGACGCUCCCUAACUUCGUUAUUUUAAAUGGAACACCCUGUAUAUUUUUAUAUUUAUGGUUUCAAAAACUGUUGAAUAUCUCGAAAACUACUAGAGAUAGGUGCAGGGAACUGUUAAUAAAAUCGACCUAGAAUUAAAAAAGGAAGCUAAAUUUGUAAAAAUAUACAGGGUGUUCCAUUAAAAAUAACCAAGUUAGGUGGCGUCCAGAAGAAAUAGAACACCCUGUAUGAUUAAAAAUAUUUCCUGUGUAUGCACCGUAUAAUUCUAGCCUACUUUCAUAAAAACAUUUUUUUAAAUAAAAGUAUAAUAAUCGAGUUAUGGACGACUUAGGUGCAACACCCUGUACAAUAACGUGCACAGCGUUAUCAUUAUCAUUUUUCCGUCCUAUCUCCUUAUCAUCUAGCCAUCCCAAGAUUGUCUUGUGUGUUGUACGAAAUAGACACAAUAAUAAAAGUGUUAAAAAUCGAAGUCGAAGUUUCUGAUUCCCGUUUGUAGACUUAGAAAAUACAUACAUACAUACGUAUAUAUAUAUAUAUGUGUGUGUGGAUAUUAUUAUUAUUAUUAUUAUAAAACGAACUGUAUAGUCGGACAAUCGAUAAUCGACGACGUCUUUGCAAAUGUAUUCGACGCUUGGCGUCCGCUAUGAUAGCUACGAGCGUCGCAAGGGCGUCGGCACUGUAGUGUUGUUGUUGUUGUUGUUGUUUACGAUGCGAGAAAAUGUAAUUUGUAAACCCCGAAUCAAAGUUUGUUGUUGUGCGAACCCGUAAUUACUAAUAAUAAUUAAUUAGUGUUUUCGUUUGUAUAAAAAACGGCCGAAAAAAUGAGUGUCAAGGUAAGGGUGAAAUAAUACGUAAAGUUACACAAAAACAGUAAGGUCGCGAAAACGAAGG